UGUGAGGAAGAUGAUGUCGUGGCUUCCGGUCUCACACCCGACAUUACAACAACAAGGGAGCUGGGAAGAAGAGACGACGGUAACACAGCCAGAGUAAAAAACAGAAAUCAAAGAACUAACACCACAGAAGAAUUCCCAUCGAUAAACUUGGAAACCACCAACUUCUCAUACAGAGAUGUUGUAAAUGGAAACCCCCCCUCGUCUGUUUGCAGGGACAGUUUGAGGUGUGAUUUAGCUGAGUCCAGCAUGGAGAGGAUUUGAAGUCCCUUCCUCCUCAGGUCAGUCCUGGGUUGUAACACUAAGCUCAGGUUCUUCAGAGCCUGCUAGUAAUAUGAGCCAUGGACUCCUGGGCAGUUGAUAGUCCUGUGACCCUAGUCCUCAAGGCCCCCAACCAGAAGUAUGAAGACCAGACCAUAAACUGCUUCCUCAACUGGACCGUGGAGAGGCUGAAGACUCACAUCUCCAACGUGUACCCCAGCAAGCCGCUGUCCAAAGACCAGCGGCUGGUUUACUCAGGAAGACUCCUGCAAGACCACCUGCAGCUCAAAGACGUGCUCAGAAAGGUAAGAGCUGCUGAGAUCUGA
Molecule: messenger RNA, 584 nt
Organism: Notothenia coriiceps (black rockcod)
Lineage: Eukaryota; Metazoa; Chordata; Actinopteri; Perciformes; Nototheniidae
Product: homocysteine-responsive endoplasmic reticulum-resident ubiquitin-like domain member 2 protein
Exons: 3
Coding region: 339-584 (81 amino acids)
Biological process (GO): endoplasmic reticulum unfolded protein response
Molecular function (GO): protein binding
Source: RefSeq, a predicted model, not a curated record